Messenger RNA from Sesamum indicum (sesame), 2798 nucleotides. Its product is annotated as subtilisin-like protease SBT1.6. The record is from RefSeq and is a predicted model, not a curated record. Lineage: Eukaryota; Viridiplantae; Streptophyta; Magnoliopsida; Lamiales; Pedaliaceae. Gene Ontology annotation, biological process: proteolysis. Gene Ontology annotation, molecular function: serine-type endopeptidase activity.
CUAAAAACUUAGAUUAGAUGAAUCAAAAUAAGCAAGACAAUGAUUCCCCCUUAUAUCACUCCUUCACUCUCUUCACUUCACUCACUCUCUCUCUCUCUCUCUCUAACCAUGGCUUCCCUUCAUCAUCUUCACUUGUUGUUCCUCUUGCUGGUCUUGGUUACCCAAAUUUCAGCUCAUCACACCCCUCAAACUUACAUUAUUAGAGUAGACAGCUCAUCCAAGCCUUCCGUGUUCCCAACCCAUUACCACUGGUACACUGCCGAGUUCACUGCACCCACCACCAUCCUCCAUGUCUACGACACUGUUUUUCACGGCUUCUCCGCCGUGCUGACUCCAUUCCAAGCUGCGUCAGUUCUCAAGCACCCCUCUGUCCUAGCCGCAUUCCAAGACCGCCGCCGUCAGCUCCACACCACUCGUUCGCCGCAGUUCCUCGGCCUGCGCAAUCAGCAAGGGCUGUGGUCCGAGUCUGAUUAUGGUUCGGAUGUUAUAAUAGGAGUCUUCGACACUGGGAUUUGGCCGGAGCGCCGGAGUUUCUCCGAUCUGAAUCUCGGCCCCGUGCCCAAACGCUGGAGAGGUACAUGUGAAAUAGGUGUGCGGUUCAAUAGAAAGAACUGUAACAGAAAAAUCGUUGGCGCCAGGUAUUUUUCGAAAGGUCAUGAGGCGGCUUCUGGGUUUGGGGGAAUUGUUGGUGGAAUUAAUGAGACUAUUGAAUUUAAAUCGCCGAGAGAUGCCGAUGGGCAUGGGACCCACACUGCGUCCACUGCUGCCGGAAGAUAUGCUUUUAGGGCAAGCAUGGAGGGCUACGCUUCCGGAAUCGCAAAAGGCGUGGCGCCGAAAGCGCGUUUGGCGAUCUACAAAGUGUGCUGGAAGAAUGCGGGUUGCUUUGAUUCUGAUAUUUUAGCGGCAUUUGACGCCGCCGUGAACGACGGAGUUGAUGUCAUUUCAAUUUCCAUCGGAGGUGGUGAGGGCAUUUCCUCUCCGUAUUAUCUCGAUCCGAUUGCAAUCGGAGCUUACGGCGCCGUCUCGAGGGGAAUUUUCGUUUCCUCCUCAGCUGGAAACGACGGGCCCAACGGAAUGUCGGUGACUAAUCUCGCGCCCUGGCUCACCACCGUCGGCGCCGGCACAAUCGACCGAAAUUUCCCUGCUGAUGUGAUUCUCGACAAUGGAAGAAAAUUCUCCGGCGUAUCUUUGUACGCCGGUGAACCGCUGAAUGGUAAAAUGUAUCCUUUAGUUUAUCCUGGUAAAUCAGGGGUGCUUUCUGCUUCCCUAUGUAUGGAAAAUUCACUUGAUCCUAACCUAGUGAGAGGCAAAAUAGUAAUUUGUGAUCGUGGCAGCAGCCCACGAGUCGCAAAGGGAUUGGUUGUUAAGAAGGCCGGUGGUGUAGGAAUGAUCCUCGCCAAUGGAGUUUCAAAUGGUGAGGGUUUAGUGGGCGAUGCUCACUUGAUUCCAGCUUGUGCUGUGGGCUCCGACGAGGGUGAUCAAAUUAAGUCCUACUUGGCAUCCAAUCCUGCUGCAAGCGCAACCAUUAAUUUCAGGGGCACUGUAGUUGGAACCAAACCAGCUCCGGUCGUCGCUUCAUUUUCUGCCAGAGGGCCAAAUGGGUUGAACCCGGAAAUUCUCAAACCCGAUUUGAUUGCCCCAGGAGUGAAUAUCUUGGCGGCCUGGACCGAGGCAGUUGGUCCGACAGGCUUGGAUGCGGAUACCAGGAAAACAGAGUUCAAUAUCUUAUCCGGCACUUCCAUGGCUUGCCCCCAUGUGAGCGGUGCAGCUGCCUUGCUGAGAUCCGCCCACCCUGAUUGGAGCCCCGCAGCAAUCAGGUCAGCAAUGAUGACAACUGCAAGCUUAACUGACAACUCUUUCAAUCCAAUGCUCGACGAAUCUAGUAAAAAACCUGCUACACCAUAUGAUUUUGGAGCGGGUCACUUGAAUCUUGAUUUAGCCAUGGAUCCAGGACUGGUCUAUGACUUGACCAAUAAUGACUAUGUUAGUUUCUUGUGUGCAAUUGAGUACGGGCCAAAGACAAUUCAGGUGAUCACGAGAUCAGCGGUGAACUGCCCAAUGAGGAAGCCAUUGCCGGAGAAUUUGAAUUACCCAUCAAUAGCAGCUUUGUUCCCGAGCGGGUCAACAGGGGUCUCGAGCAAGACGUUUUUCAGAAUGGUGACGAACGUGGGCGAAACAAAUGCAGUUUACAGGGUGAAGAUUGAGCCACCAAAGGGGGUGAACGUUGGUGUAAAGCCUGGGAAGCUGGUGUUCUCUGAGACUGUUAGGAGACUAGGGUACUAUGUCACUAUAACCAUCGACAGCAAGCAUCUGGUGUUGGAUGAUUCGGGUGCGGUUUUCGGGUCGCUCUCUUGGGUUGACGGGAAGCAUGUGGUGCGGAGCCCCAUUGUGGUAACGCAAAUAGAUCCAUUGUGAAGUUGUGAAUCUUGAAGUUAAUUGGGGUUUUUAUCUGAUAGAAAAAUCCAAAUGGAGCAUUGGCUGAUGCUCAAACUAGGAAAUGGUAGCAUGAUCCAGUUUGAUAAUUAUUGAUGAUGGAUGAUGAGGCGGGGUAGGUAGGUUGUUGGUGUUUCCUCUUGUGGAGGGUGGAUUGUAGAGUAUGAUGGGGGUGGGAUAUAGGAAAUGCAUUUCAGUGUGUUUCUUCUACCUGGUUUUUGGAAGAGUUUAAAUAGUGUGAUGGAUGUAUUUAUAGAUGAUAAUAGUGUUUGUGAUCAUCUUAGUAUCAGCAGUAAGGGUUGUAAGUGCAAGGGAUGCAUUGUUAUUCUAUAGAAUUCGCCUAUAUUUGGCUUUAUGUUUGCUAA